Mesocricetus auratus (golden hamster) is the source of this 3044-nucleotide messenger RNA. It is a transcript of the gene Tmem161a, whose product is annotated as transmembrane protein 161A. The transcript is spliced from 12 exons. Bases 138 to 1580 code for a protein of 480 amino acids. The record is from RefSeq and is a predicted model, not a curated record. Lineage: Eukaryota; Metazoa; Chordata; Mammalia; Rodentia; Cricetidae.
ACUACAAUUCCCAGCAUGCAUCACGAACCCGGUUCCUAGCCCGAUGACUGGCUUCUCGAGCAGCUCGGCUUCUCAAGCUCCCGUCUCUAAUUGACCUCGCCUCCAGCCUCGUGCGUGGGUGCGCCCCGGGAGCCGACAUGGCUGUCCUCGGAGUGCAGCUGGUGGUGACCCUGUUCACCGCCACCCUCAUGCACAGGCUGGCCCCACACUGCUCCUUCGCCCGCUGGCUGCUCUGUAACGGCAGCCUGUUCCGAUACGUACACCCCUCAGAGGAGGAUCUUUGGGUGCUGGCAGGGAAACCAAGGCCCAGAGGCAGGAAGGAACGGUGGGCAAAUGGCCUUCGUGAUGAGAAGCCAUUGUUAGUGCCUCGAGACGCCCCUUUCCAGCUGGCUACCUGUCCGCUCACUGCUGUGGAUGUCCUAGUGCUGCGCUUCUUUCUGGAGUACCAGUGGUUCGUGGAUUUCGCCGUGUACUCCGUUGGUGUGUACCUCUUCACCGAGGCCUACUAUGCUGUGCUGGGCCCGGUUCAGGAGGCCAACAUCGCUGUGUUCUGGUGUCUGCUCACACUGGCCUUCUCCCUCAAAGUGUUCCUCAUGGUGACUCGGCUGUACUUCAGCGCCAGGGAGGGCGGCGAGCGCUCCGUGUGUCUCACCUUUGCCUUCCUCGUCCUCCUGCUGGCCAUGCUGGUGCAGGUGGUGCGGGAGGAGACCCUGGAGCUGGGUCUGGAGCCAGGUCUGGCCAGCGUGAUCCAAAACCUGGAGCCUGUUCUGAAGAAGGAAGGGUGGGACUGGGCACUCCCCGGGGUCAAGCUGGCUGUCCGCCUUGGGCUGGCGGUGCUAGGCUCCUUGCUGGGCGCCUUCCUCAUAUUCCCGGGCCUCAGGCUGGCCCAGACCCACCAGGACGCGCUCACCCUAAAUGCAGACCGGCCCCUGCUGCAGCUGCUCCUGCACACCAGCUUCCUGUCACCCCUGUGCACCCUGUGGCUCUGGACAAAGCCUGUCGCCCGUGACUUACUGUACCAGGCACCCAUGAAGAACGCGACCACUUCUCUACCAUCGGAAGGGGCCUUCGACUCCCUGCGCCUCUGGGCGCUGGUGGUGCUGUGCCUGCUGCGGCUGGCUGUGACCCGGCCACACCUACAGGCCUACCUGUGCCUGGCUAAGGCUCGAGUGGAGCAGCUUCGCAAGGAGGCUGGCCGCAUCGAGGCCCGGGAGAUUCAGCAGCGGGUGGUCCGGGUCUACUGCUAUGUGACCGUGGUGAGCCUCCAGUACCUGACACCGCUCAUCCUCACCCUGCACUGCACACUGCUGCUCAAGACCCUGGGCGGCUACUCUUGGGCCCUGGGCCCUGCUCCAACCCCACUGGCGCCACCCCAGUCCUCAGACACUCUGGUGUCUGUGGACCCUGCCGAGGACGAAGCCCAGCGGACUGCGGCCCAGGUGGCAGGGGUCCUGGGCAGCCUGCUGACGCCCCUGUUCCUCCGUGGCGUGCUGGCCUACCUCAUCUGGUGGACCGCUGCCUGCCAGCUGCUCUCCAGCCUCUUCGGCCUCUAUUUCCACCGGCACCUCGCAGCUGCCUAAUGAGAUGCCACUGGGCGCUGGCAUCCGAUCCCUGUCCACCAGGACUGGCACUGUCCCGUGUGUGUACCUCAGUCCCGAGAUGACCCGGGGAUAAUCUCACCCCAGUGCCUAGAUUGUGGGCCGGUUGAAUCGGGUCCCCUGGACCUGGAGGCCAUGGUCCUCAAGUGUGUGUGCGUGUGAUCAGGAUUUCAGUGGGAGGCUGCUCUCAGAAAAGGGGCGGCGGCUUUCACAGACUAUACCGAAGGCUGGGGAGCCGAGUAGGGCAGGCUUGUGUGGUAAGGGUUAGGAGAGUGCUGUUAGGUAGGAUUGGAGAAAUGGAGGAGGUUGGGGGUGGCUAGGAGAAAGGUGGGGGGGCUCAGGCCCCGCACCCACGUCCCCUGGGGCCUGUCACUGUCCACCCAGAGGGAAAGACAAGAGUCCCAUGUCCAUCUCCCCAGCAUACUGGGAGACUGAGGCAGGAGGGUUAGCUUAGACUAGUAACAAGACCAUGUCUCUAAACGAGAGAAAGUGAAGUGUGGGGGGAAGGAGGGAUCGUCGCCGUCUUGGGAGCUGAGGUGACUGCUGUGAUGACUUGAGGGCCUUGGUGACUGAGGGUUACCACCAGCUCCAGAGCUAGUGUGUGUGCGUGUUUUAUGAGGUGUGCAUGGGCUUGUGUGUGUGCUAGUGUGUUUCGUGACCUCCUACAUAAUGUGUACUGAGAAUAAAGACGAGGGCUCCUGGGGUGCUGCCUGGGGACACGGCCAGUGGUAUGGAGAAUGGCCAUGUUCCGGAGCCAGCGCUCAGGCAGAGCCCUGAGGUCUCCCUCUGGCAAGAAGGCACCAGGUGUCUGUUGGGAAGGGUUAGGAAAGUGGCUGUGCACAGGCCCACAGUUGCCAUGACGAUAGGGUCCAGACCGGCUUAGCACUCAGGCCUUAUCGUCUGCCUUGAGACAGGGUCUCUUGCUCACCCCAAGCCCUCAGGUUAGCUGCUCAACAAGCUUCAGGGGCUCUGGCGCCCACCUCCCCUCUUGCCACGGGAGUGCCGGUGUGACGCUUGUGCUGCUCUGCGGGUUCUGGGAAUCUGAACUGAGGUCUUGAUGACUUACGCAAGCAUGGCUGAGGUGUGUGUGGCACGGAUCAUGGGAUUUCCUGCCUCUUGGGGCAGAUUCCCAGACUGACCCUGACAAGGGCUGUGAGAGCUUGUGAAGUUGCAUGGGAAUCAGAAGUGGGCAAGUAAAGGGGUCUGCCUGCAGGGGUGCAGAGAGAGACAACACUGGGAACCAGGGCUGUGCUCUGCAGGACUUCAGAGUGGAGGGCACACACCAGACACUUGGCUGAUGUCCUGUGGCUGAUGUCUCUGUUGCCAGCAUGGGGAGCACAGCUGAUGACUGACUAGAGGCAGGCUAGCCACCAGCACUAUGCAAGAAUUUGAAGUCAGCCUGGAUUAUAUAUCUCUGAUACUUAAAUAAAUAUAGGAAGCAUUUUA